AUGCAGCUCUCGCUCCUCCUCUCCGCCCUCGCGGCCACAGCCGCCGCCGCCGCCACCCACCAGCACCAGCAGCAGCAGCAGCAGCAGACGACAAUCUCCAUCGCCGUGCCGGCGAGCCACGCCGUCGCCAACCCAGGCGCCCUGCCGCCCUCGACCCACGCCACGCUCUCGGCGCAGCACGCCUCGCACCGCGCCGCCCUGAGCGCCGCCAACGCCUUCGUCUUCCGCAACGUCACGCCGGGGUCCUACCUCGCCGACGUGCACUGCCCCACGCACGCCUUCCACCCCUUGCGCAUCGACGUCGAGGCAGACUCGGGCGGCCUCCUCCUCGCCGUGCGCGCCUGGGAGACCUACCGCGGCAACGACUGGGACAACCGCGGCGAGGCCCUCGCCGUGGCGGCGACCGCCUCCGGCUCCGGGGCGUACCUCUCGGCCCGGGCGCUGGGCCCCAAGGCCUACUACACGGAGCGCCAGGGCUUCUCGCUCAUGAGCAUCCUGGGCAACCCCAUGAUCCUGAUGGGCCUCGUCAGCAUGGGCCUGUUCGUCGGCAUGCCCUACCUGAUGGAGAACAUGGACCCCGAGAUGAAGGCCGAGUUCGAGCAGCGCCAGAAGCAGAACCCGAUGAACAGCAUCCUCAGCGGCGCCGCCGGCGGCCAGCAGGCCGGGGCCGGCAACCCCAUGGACAGCAUGGCGGCGUACCUGGCGGGCAGCUCCAAGAAGGAGGAUGGCAACGGCGGCGGCAAGAAGGCGCAGGGUGUCCGGAGCUCACAGGCUCCCGUUCGUGGUCUCGUAUUCACCGGUCUUCUUCGUCUUCUUCUCCCACCAGCAGGCCUGAUCUCCAAGCUUCAAUGGCAUAGCACUCGGUCAUCAAGCAUGCUCGAUCGAUCGACCCAAUUCCCAUCUUUCCCCCUUCUUGACUUCUUUAAGCGAUAA
Thyridium curvatum is the source of this 933-nucleotide messenger RNA. RefSeq lists its product as uncharacterized. The record is from RefSeq and is a predicted model, not a curated record. NCBI's taxonomy places the organism in Eukaryota, Fungi, Ascomycota, Sordariomycetes, Thyridiales, Thyridiaceae. The coding region runs from base 1 to 933 and encodes 310 amino acids. The transcript has 3 exons. Gene Ontology annotation, cellular component: EMC complex.